Dicrocoelium dendriticum is the source of this 4665-nucleotide messenger RNA. The record is from the annotation of a GenBank genome assembly. NCBI's taxonomy places the organism in Eukaryota, Metazoa, Platyhelminthes, Trematoda, Plagiorchiida, Dicrocoeliidae.
AUGUAAAGAGUGAUCGAAACUAGUUCGGCGCGUGGUUGAAUUUAAAUCGUUGCUCUGACGACAACUUUUCUGUCUGCAUUUCAGAAAGACACUCCUGCGCCAUUAUUGAAGAAGGACAGAAACCUGAAGCGAACAGUUGACUAGCCUACGUGUUGCGUAAUAGAACUUACGUCUCAAUCCUUGUGGUUCUCCCUUGUCUGCAUUCUACAAUUGGCGACCCUGCCAGGAUCCAGAGAUAAUGGCAAAACCAGGUAAACUGUCUGGUGGUGAAAUUCAGCCGGUGACCUCCGAUCCGGGGGUAAGGAUUGCUUCCGCUUUGGAAUCCCUGUCGGACACUAUGCAGAAGAUGACAACAAAUCGGACACCCGCCCCUUCCACACCCCCGUUACCCCCUCCAGAAAAGUUUUCUCCAGGCAUGCCAUAUCUCCGAUGGGAGAAACAGGUGCAAAUGUAUGUCAAGCAUUUUCCAGCACAACAAUGGGGUACGGUGAUCAUGGGCCUGCUGGCAGGAGAGGCAUUCGACAAAGUUACGGAUAGCAAAGUGUUAGAGGGAGAAGUCACUACGGAAACCUUCUCUGCCCUUCGUCGCAUCUUAGAUCGGCGUGGCCUGCCCGAUGAACUGCGCAGAGUUUUCCAUGCCCGGUAUCAGAGACCGGGAGAAGACGUAGAAACAUUCGUUCGCGAGUUGCGGAGGAUGGCGAUAAAUGCCUACACAGAUGAACCGCCGGAACAACAGGACAAGCGAGUGUUAGAGCAGUUGCUCGAGGGCAUCCAGACGCCCUCGGUAAAAAGAGAGUUCCGGUUACGACGACCUACGUGUCUUCAGUCAGCCUUAAAAGUGGCAGACCAAUUAGAGCAAGUCGACGAGUCCAUGGGCCCCCUGGAAACAUGCUGCGUACUGAAUCGACACCGCCCCGCUAGACUCCAACCACCAUACCGAAGAAAUUGGAAUCGCGUCCCGUUUCGAGGGGAUUAUUCGCGACCUCCAGUGCAAUCGUACUUCCGGCGGCCCCGCCGACCAAUUCCGAAUCGUGGUCUACCUCGCUACAAUAACGGACGCCCAGGUGAGUGGCACCGAUUGCAUUCACACUCUAUACCAACCAUUGUUUGUGCGUCGACCACAGAUUCAGCGUUAGCAAUAGAAUUACAGAUCGCAGGGGUUCCAUUGAUAGGUCUCAUCGACACAGGUGCAUGUAAGAGCCUAAUCAGAUCUAGUUUGACUAAUCAGCUAGCAGAACAUGUAUACGCGCCUUGUCGCUGUCGACUAACUGCCGCCAAUGGAGAAUUCUUGUCCGUUCGGGGAUCCCUAACCGCACAAGUUGACGUCGCGAAACAGAGUUUCACCCAUGAGUUUAUCGUUGCGGACAAAAUUCCGUUUGCUGUUAUUGUUGGGAUGGAUCUGUUACGCCGGUUGAAGUGUCGAUUAGAUCUGGACAGGUGCCAACUAAUCACCGAUAACUGUACAGUUUUGUUAAAACCCUGUGGAGGUGGUGCUUUGGAAGCAUCUACAACCUAUGAGGACACCUUAGAGAGUGAAAAGUACAUUAACGCCUUUAUUCGCUCACUCGACAGAGUCACGGAUGAGCAGACACUGAAGCGGCUCAAAGACGUGUUGCGCAAACACUCAGACGCAUUUGCAUGGCGCAGUACCGACUUGGGUCGAACCAAUCUCGUGAAACACCGUAUCGACACCGGGGAUGCAAUCCCGAUUAAAAUCCCCCCAAGACGCAUACCAUUACAUUGGCAGACUGAAUUGCAAAAGCUCAUAGAUGACAUGAUAGAAAAGGAGGUAAUACGGCCCUCGACUUCACCAUGGGCAGCCCCGGUUGUUCUAGUGAAAAAGAAGGAUGGUGGUUUCCGCCUAUGUGUCGACUAUAGACGAUUAAAUGAGAUUACUCGAAAAGACGCUUUUCCCCUUCCCAGGAUCGAUGAUCUAUUUGACGCACUAGGAGGAUCAGUUUAUUUCAGUACGCUAGAUUUGGCUUCCGGCUACUGGCAAGUAGAAGUGGAGGAGAGCGACAGAGCGAAGACGGCGUUUGUAGUACCAUCAGGUUUUUAUGAGUUCCAGACCAUGCCUUUUGGCCUCUCUAACGCCCCUGCGACUUUUCAACGACUGAUGCAGAAAGUGUUACACGAAUUGAUGCCCCACAAGUGUCUCGUUUACCUGGACGAUGUCAUUGUACACGGAAAAACAAAAGACGAACACCUAAACAACUUGGCGGAGGUGCUAACACGCCUAGUAAAUGUGGGCCUCAAACUCCAGCCCACAAAGUGCCAUUUACUACAGACCGAGGUAACGUAUCUUGGGCACGUCAUUUCGGGGAUGGGGAUUCGUACUGACCCACGUAAGACGGAGCAAGUGAGAUUAUGGCCAACCCCGGCCAACGUUGAUGAACUACGCAGUUUUCUAGGGUUAGCCUCAUACUAUCGGCGAUUCGUGAAAGGGUUCUCAGAGAUCGCUGCGCCUUUGAAUACCUUGUUACAGAAAGGUAAAACCUUCGAAUGGACCGUUGAGUGUCGAAAUUCCUUCGAUCGAUUACGAGAAUCCCUUUGUGAAGCUCCGGUGUUGGUUUUCCCCGAUCUGUCACCAAAUGCUGGGGAGUUUAUUCUAGACACGGACGCGAGCGACCAGGCGAUUGGAGCUGUUUUGUCACAGAAGGGGCAGGACGGAAUAGAACGAGUGGUGUCGUACAGUAGUAGAAGCCUUACGUCAAGAGAAAGAAAUUACUGUACGACAAGGAAAGAAAUGUUGGCGUUGGUGUUUUUCAUAAAACAAAAUCGACACUACCUUCUAGGAAGAAAAUUCUUAGUACGGACUGAUCACCAAUCACUCAGGUGGUUGCAAAACUUCAGGGACCCUGAGGGGCAGAUUGCUCGAUGGCAGGAGCAACUACAGGAGUAUGAGUUCGAAUGUCACCAUCGGCCUGGGAAACUACACGGCAACGCGGACGCGCUAUCGAGGAUUCCGUCUCGAGAUCACGGAAACUGUCCUUCCUGCAUUACGCAACACGUAGCGCUAGUCAACCUACAGAAAGCCGAGUAUGGUCGUUGGCAAGAGGCACAGGCUUCGGACCCCGACAUAUCACUCAUCUACCAUGCGCGGCGCUCGGGAAGGGACAAACCAGCUCCGAAAGAAAUGGAAGGGAAAAGCUACGAAGCUCGGUGCUUGUGGGCGAUGUGGGAUAAACUCGCCAUCGAAGAGGGUGUGUUGGUCUUCGAUUUCGGCCCCACGUACCUGAGGAGGAUUGUUGUUCCCCAGGCGUUAGUUACCGAAGUGCUGUCGGAACUGCACCAACAGCUGGGACACGCUGGAAUCAAUAAACUCGAAUCGGCGGCGCGUCAACGAUUUUGGUGGACGCACCAACGAAGAGACAUUGUCAACUUCUGCCAAACUUGCGAAAGAUGCGCGACGUUCAAAAAUCCGCCUAUUGCUCAUAGGGCACCAUUACAAUCCAUGACAGCAGGUUACCCGAAUGAAAUAGUUGGAGUAGACCUUGUUGGUCCACUACCGGAAACGCCGAGAGGGAAUCGCUACAUUCUAGUCAUGGUAGACUACUUCACCAAAUGGUGCGAAGCCGUGCCAAUCACACAGGCUGAUACUCUCACUGUGGCAACAGCGAUGAUUAACCACUGGGUUUGCCAAUGGGGAGCGCCUGGGCAAUUGCAUUCCGAUAGGGGAUCAUGUUUCGAAAGCUCACUGGUCCAGGAGAUGUGCAGAGUACUCGGUAUUGAUAAAACGCGAACGACGGCCUACCAUCCACAAGGGAACGGACAAGUUGAACGUACGAAUCGGUCGUUGAAGUCACUCUUGAAGGCGUUCGUGGACCAGAACAUUUACGAGUGGGAUACGUUAUUGCCUAAAUGCUUAUUGGCCUAUCGCAGUACGGUCCACUCUUCUACCGGACAAACGCCGUCGUUUAUGUGGACGGGUAGAGAAGUUCGGUUGCCCUCGGAUGUCCGAUUACCGAGAUCACAACAGGUAUACCCGUCGGUUGUUGAAUAUGUCAGCAAACUCCUCGACUCCGUUCGACGCACACACGAAGCGGCACGCAUCCAUUUGGCGAACGCUCAACGGCGACAGAAGGAAUACUACGACAAGAAGGUCUUCGGUGUCCCGUUGAAAGCAGGCGACCUCGUAUAUUUGCAUCAGGCACCGGUAUCCGGAAUACCAGCGAAACUGCAUCGUGAGUGGGCUGGCCCCUACGUGGUAGACCGAAUAAUUUCUGAUCUGACUUGUGUGGUUAGGGACCCAAAGAACGCCGUUGGGCCGUCCAUGGUCGUACACUUUAAUCGGCUUAAACCUUUCCAUAUCGAAUCUGAGCAUUCGGAUGAGGAACAUCACAAUGAGCCACCGAUAGAAGUAGCCACCGAAGUUGAAGUACCAGCUCAAGGGGGCUUUGGUGUGGCAACGGGGACGUUGCCUAUAUAGAAGGGGUGCAGUGUAAAGAGUGAUCGAAACUAGUUCGGCGCGUGGUUGAAUUUAAAUCGUUGCUCUGACGACAACUUUUCUGUCUGCAUUUCAGAAAGACACUCCUGCGCCAUUAUUGAAGAAGGACAGAAACCUGAAGCGAACAGUUGACUGUAACUUUUCUUUCAUCCCUUCCUACGUUACUGAUUCUUUCUUAUAGAGCCUACGUGUUGCGUAAUAGAACUUACGUCUCAAUC